Bolinopsis microptera is the source of this 4753-nucleotide messenger RNA. Its product is annotated as ATP-dependent RNA helicase A protein-like. The record is from RefSeq and is a predicted model, not a curated record. Bases 77 to 3913 code for a protein of 1278 amino acids. Gene Ontology annotation, cellular component: nucleolus; ribonucleoprotein complex; cytoplasm. Gene Ontology annotation, molecular function: ATP binding; ATP hydrolysis activity; RNA helicase activity. Gene Ontology annotation, biological process: positive regulation of transcription by RNA polymerase II; regulation of mRNA processing. The transcript has 22 exons. NCBI's taxonomy places the organism in Eukaryota, Metazoa, Ctenophora, Tentaculata, Lobata, Bolinopsidae.
UUCAGCAGGAUGUUACUAAAAGUAUCUGAAAUGUCAGACAUCAGCUUCACCCCCCGAAAAAGUAGGCGGGAGGAACAUGCCGAUUCACAAGGACCUUGUCGACGCGUUCUGUACUGCAAAGAAUAUCAAGGCUAACAUCCGGUCUUCUGAUGUCAGAGGAAAAUUCUUCAAAUGCACGAUAACACUACCCGGACAUGCAGACUACUCCGCGCAAGGUGGAGGUCCAACUAGAGACAUCGCUCAAGAGAAGGCGUCCGAUGAACUUGUACAAUAUCUUCAGGUAUGUGGUGAGAUGGAUGAUGAUGGAACAGCAGUACUCGACACACCCUCUCAUGACGCUCCUCCAACAUACCUUGAAGAGGAGGACUACAAAGAAGAGGAGCACUGCAAAGAAGAACAAGUAGGGGAGGGUUACAACAACACCCAACAACAAACAUUUCAACCACACCCUUCUAGAGUACCAGGUGGGAGAGUUCCACCUGGGCCACCACCUGGACCACCACCACCUGGACCACCACCACCUCGGCCCUCAUCUGGUCAACCUCCUCAACAGAGGUUUCAACAGAGACUUCCUCCACAGCAGCAACAGCAGCAGAGUGUCGGCAUGAAGCGGCCGGUUGAGCAGAUGAGUGGAGCAGAGAACGGAGGGUACACCAUGGAGAAUGCUCGUUCUGGUUUGAACCUCUUUCUGCAGAAAAACCGCCAGCCAACCGACAUCGAUAUACAAUCCAGUGGAGCAGCUCACUGCAUGUCCUUCACAGCCAGUAUGAAGGUCUACAUACCUCGCUUCAGACGCACGCUCCACGCUAAGGAAACUGCUAAAAACAAGAAGUUGGCGCAGAACAAGUUAGCUCUGAACCUUGUUACUCAGCUGUACAAAUGUGGUGCAAUAACCAGCAUGGAGAUGAGCGCAAAGCGUACUAAAGCCACGAUCAAACCCUCACCGUGUAACAUAUCUGGUGAGAUGGGUGAGAAGAUAACGGCACUGUUACACGAGUGUAACAUUGAGGCAGUGGUUGUGCCAGACGUGGUGGAGGAACCACUGCCCCUACUGCUUCCUGAUCACCAGAAUAUCGGACAACAAGAAACUGAGGUUGAGACAGAAGGUAGAGUGAUAGAGUGGUCGCCGCCCUCCCUAGCCUAUGACCCAUGGCUAAGUCGAACUAACGAUGUAGAGGAAGCAGGUCCAAUGUGGAACCCAGACCACAUCAACAGUGCUCUGUUGGAAGAGAGGUCGGGAAAACUGGAACACGAUGAGUUUAAAAAGAGGUUGGAGGGUAGACACCAGCUUCCAGUAAACAACUUCGCUGGAAAAGUCCUAGAACUGAUCGACAGUAGCCGUUGUGUCUUGAUACGAGGCGGAACAGGCUGCGGUAAAUCAACCCAAGUUCCGCAGUUCAUCCUGGAUAGUUACAUCAAGGAGGGACGAGGUGCGGAUUGUAACAUUGUCAUAACCCAGCCGAGACGAAUCAGUGCCAUAAGUAUUGCUGAGCGGGUAGCGUGGGAGAGAUUUGAGGAUGUGUCAGAAAGUGUAGGUUAUAGUGUCAGAUUUGAUUCCCAACUGCCCCGACCAUACGCCAGCAUCCUGUAUUGCACCACAGGCACCUUGCUGAGAAAGUUGAACAAUGGCCUACACGGCAUAUCUCACGUUGUGGUGGACGAGAUUCACGAACGAGAUGUUAACACUGAUUUCUUGCUCAUAAUUCUCAGGGACAUGUUGAAGAUUCACAAACAACUGAAGGUCGUUCUGAUGUCGGCUACUGUUGAUGUGGAUCUCUUCAGCAAGUACUUCAAGUGUCCCGUAAUUGAGGUUCCAGAGCGAACUUUCACUGUAGAUCGUUACUUUCUUGAGGAUACAAUCGAGAUGGUGGACUUUGUACCACCUCCACCCAGAAAAAAGAGCAAAAACAGCAAGAAGAAUCCUCUGGCUGGAGAUGAUUACUGUAUAGAUAGUGACGAUGAGACUGAGGAAUGUAAACAACGUGACACAGAAGAGAAUUGUAACCUCCUAUGCGACACGACGCAAUACAAAGCCAGCACUGCUCAAGCCAUGGCUAAGAUGUCAGAGAGAGAGUUCAGUUUUGAGCUGGUAGAGAAGAUUCUAGAUUGGAUCAGAGAACAGCCUGAACAUGGUUCUGUGUUGGUAUUUCUUCCCGGUUGGAACCACAUAUUUGCUCUUCAGAAGUACCUUCAACAACACCCAAUCUAUGGAGGAGCAGAUUACUGGUUGUUACCCCUCCACAGCCAAAUCCCAAAAGACGAACAGAAAAGGGUAUUCGUUCCUGCUCCCGAAGGAUUCACUAAAGUCAUCCUAGCUACCAACAUUGCCGAAACAAGUAUCACUAUCAACGACUGUAUCUACGUUAUCGACCUUUGUAAGGCGAAAAUCAAAGAAUUUUUCAUCAAGAGGAAUUUGGCAGACUACAGGAUGUUGUGGGCGAGUCAGACGAACCUGGAGCAGAGAGCUGGGCGAGCAGGUCGAGUGAGACCAGGUGUUUGUUUCCAUUUGUGCAGUAGGGCAAGGUACGAGGCUAUGCCUCACCAUAUCAGCCCCGAGAUCCAGCGCACUGCACUGCACUCUCUAGCACUCACCAUCAAAGCUUUGAAUCUGGGGAAUGUUGAGGAUUUCCUUGGUAGUGCACUUGAGGCUCCACCUAAAUCUUACGUUGCGAAUGCUAUCACAGUUCUUCACGAAAUGGGAGCUCUUAGCAGGCAGGGUGACAUUACCCCGAUGGGUCACUGUCUCGCAAUGUUGCCUCUCGAGCCCAGGCUUUCGCAAACCAUCCUUCUCUCCUGCUUAUUCCGCUGUGGAGAUCCAAUGAUAACCAUGGCGGCUGCCUCCUGCUUCAGAGAGCCAUGGAUACAACAGGAUACCAGGAGGAUGAGUUGGCAUCACAAGAAACUAAGCGGGAACAAGCACAGUGACCACAUUGCCAUGCUGAAUGCCUAUACCCAGUGGGAACGGGUCGCUGCUGAAGAGGACAAGGAGAGAGAACAGAGGUAUUGUGAUCAGAAUCAGAUGUCGAGUAUGACGCUUCAAAUGAUCCACUCCGCCAAGAACCAACUUAUGAACCUGGUCCUGAAGAUGGGCCUCCCUGAGGAGUGUCUAGCUCCAGUUGAGUUCAGUGUAGAUGGGAGAGACAGGAACCUUGAUAUCAUGACGGCUAUGUUGGCUGCAGGACUUUAUCCUAAUAUCUGCAUACAUCACGAGAAGAGAAAGUUGUGGGUUUCAGAAACUCAGCAAGCUCUCAUGCACAAGAGCUCGGUAAACUGUACCAACGGUAAUUACAUCUUCCCUUCACCUUACUUCGCGUAUGGAGAGAAAAUAAAGACAAAGGUUAUCGCCGCUAAAACCACAACCAUGGUGUCUCCUCUACAUCUCAUCCUGUUUGGAAGCAGCUCGGUGAUCUGUCAUGCUGACCACGUCUCGAUAGAUGAAUGGAUACCUCUGGACAUGCCAGGACAGAGCGCAGCACUCCUGUGUGGGCUCAGGAAGGCCCUGGAGAACUUGCUCAUGAGAGUCGCUACAGAUCCACAGAUGGCUGCUUGUCCUACUGGAACUGACUCAGACAUUCUUGAAGCAGUUUAUGCGUUGUCAGAUCCAAGAGCAGGGAAAUUCUUCCAAGAUACCAUAAGAGCGCCAGAAUAUUAUGGGGGGCCCAAACCCGGCGAGGAGGAUCAAUCACCAUCUUCUCGUGGUGGUCCGCGAGGUGGCCCCCGGGAGAGUCAGUUCAGAGAGGGAGGCGACCAAUUCCGAGGCAGAGGUGGACGAGGACUACCUAAACGACCAGGACUGCCCUCAAGACCUGGUAGCUUUAAUAAUGGACCAGGUGGUUUCAGAGGUGGAAGAGGUGGUUUCAGGAGGGGUGGUAUCGGUGGCAGAGGAGGUUUUAAUCGUAGAGCGGGCUAUUAAUAUUUAAAUUAUCUAAUUUUUCAUUUGUAUUGGAGUUGUGAAUAUAUUUUUAGUGUGUGGAAUAUAACAGCGUACAGACCAUUGCGACCAUUUUGGCAUGUUCUGUUAAUUUGUAUGUCGAAAAUCAAAUUUUCAGUAUAAACUGAUUUGGACAUCAGAACAUCCUCCAAAUAAUUUUUAAACUCAAAUUGAAUCAUUAUUACAAAUUUAAAGCUUAUUUUUAUGAUUUAACAGUAACACUAACACUGGAUUGUAUUUUAUCAUCUCAUUCUCUCAUCUCUGUUAACUUUUUGGGUUGCUGACCAGUUCUAACAUUUUCGGUUCAUUUUAGUUGUCGCUUCUGUGUUAUGAUUGUUUAUCAUAUUAUAUUUAUUCGUGGUUGCACUGUUUUUUUCUGUUUAAAAUUAUCAUUGAUAAAAGAAAAGAGCUUUUUAAUCCUUCUGUGAAAAAAAUGUCUAAUGUCUAUAGAUAACCAAAGUCUCAACUUAACUUCGAGCAAAAAACCAUCGUCCUUAUGUACAUGUAGAAUCAAUAAUUUUAAGUAAUUAAUCAAUUAUUUCAUCUUCAACCUUACUACUAUUAUUGCUGAGAUUGAAACAGAGACCUGAGACAUUAAAAUGAGGUGUAUAAUUAUUCAGCAGAUCAAAAAUUACCAAUAUAUUCUGUUCCCCCUGCAUCGGUGAAAUUGUUGGAUGCGAAACAGUAGCACCCCGAUUUUAUUGGUAACGUUGGUAAAGAAAUUCAAAAUAUGCACGUUGCAUUUUAAGUAUUGAUCGAAGAAUUAACUGGGCCCAGUUGUGUUGAAUCACGCAAAAUAUUAUGACUAUGAGUUACACAUCU